CAAGAUGGCGGGCCGGGGCUGAGGCGGGGCGAUGGAGCUCGAGCUCGAUGGGGCCCGGCCCGGGGGCCGCGCGGACGCCGGAUCGCCGGACGACGACGACGAGGAGGAGGAGGAGCGCGCCGGGGAAAGCUGGGACAGCGGCUCGGGCUCCUCCUCGGCGGGGACCGACGAGGAGGAGGAGGAGGAGGACGGCCCGGAGCCCGAGUGGACGAGCAGCGUGCGGGGGGACGGCGAGCUCUUCUACGUGGAGCUGAGCGGCGGCGAGGCCGAGAGCCCAGAAGCCUCCGCGGCCGAGCGUCUGCCCUCCCCCGGGGCCGCGGCCCGGGGCCUCGGCGGGGCAGCCGGCGGCGGCGGAGGGAGACCCCGCGGCCCCCUGCGCCGCUGGGCCCGAAUCUUCGGGCCCAAGAGCCCCCCGCCGACCCCGGGAGGGGCCGCCCGGCCCCCCGGGAGGGACGUCCACGUCGUCCUGGACGUCGGGGGGCCCGCCGGGCCCGGGGCCGCGCUGGGGCUCCUGGAGGGGCUGGCGGGGGCGACCCUGCGGCCCCGGGGGGCCGGGGGGCCGCAGGGUCGGGGAGCCCGGCUGGCGGUCCGGGGCCUCCUUCCCGGGCGUCCGGCCGGGAGAAGCCCGCAGGUCCUCGUCGGCGACGUUCUCGUCUCCGUAAACGACGUCGACGUCGACUCGGAGAACUUCGAGCGGAUUCUGUCUCACCUCCCCAGACCGACGCAGGUGAAGCUGACCUUCGAGACGCCCGCCCCGGGGCCCGGGGAGAAGAUCCCGGAAAAGGAGAGGGCAGCCCGGCGGCCCGCGGCGGCGGGGGGAGGAGAGGCGCGGGACGGAGCCGUCCUCCUCACCGCCCCCCACGUCGUCAUGUACCUCGCCCUUCAGCCGGGCUCGGACGCGGCCGGAGAGGAGCAAGAGAUCCUCUACCGCUACCCAGACGCCGAAGCGUCUCAGAAACUCAAAAGUGUCCGGGGGAUAUUCCUCACCCUCUCCGACAUGCUGGAAAACGUCACCCGGACGCCCGUUACCAGCUCAUCCCUGAUCUUAAGCGGGAAAUUAGUCCACGUGACCUACUGGAAGGAGUCUGGAAGAUUACUGAUCAUCGCCCUCCCGGACGAAAACGCGUCUCUCCCUCAGCUGAAGAACAUGAUGAACGCCGUGGUCCGGACCUUGCAGUUCAUGUACGGCUCUCUGGACAGCGCCUUCCGCCCCGAGGGGAACGCCCCGAGCCUGGACCGCCUGUUCCGCCUGUUCUUCCGGGGAGCCGUCCUCCCGGCCGGCGCCGGCCCGGCCCUGCUCGACCACCUGCCCGGGGCCCACUGGGUCCCCGUGCCACGGGAAGCCAAGGUGGAGAUCGACACGGAGCUGAGCGAGCUGGAGGCGGCUGAUUUCGGGGAGCUGUCCGAGGAUUAUUACGGCACGAGGCGGCUCUACGCGAUAACGGGAUCCUCCCUCUUUUACAAGGGCUACUUGAUAGGCAGCCACCUGCCCCGGGAAGAUCUGGUGGCCGUGGCCGGCUACUGUCGUCUGCUCGGCCUCCUCUCCCUGUCGGCCUCGCGGAGGAUCGGCCGGCUGGUCGUCUGGAGGGAGAUCUUCCGGCCCCGCCGCCUCCCGGACGCGGCCGCCGCCUCCCCGGAGCCCGAGCCCCGGCGCUUCUUACUGGCCGUCGGCCUGGACCAUCUCUUGCUGUGCGUGGUGCUGGAGGCGGGGGGCCGCGGCCCCGGCGGGACCCCCGGGCCCGACCCCGUCUACGUGGAGCAGGCCCGGGCCAGCCUGAGGCGGCUGAGACGACUGGCGGCCCGCGGCGGGGACCGGCCGGCCGCGGGGCCCUCCUCGGCCCCCGGCCCCGGCGGGACGCCGCCCAAGGGCGGAAGAAAGAAACCCCCGCUCCCAAACCCCUUCCAGCCGGCAACGCAGAAGAAGGUCCCUCCGGAAGGGGAAACGGAAUUCCCCGGAACGACGAGGAUCUCCUCGGACCUCCUCCUCUCCGCCUCGCCGAGGCUGAGCUCCGGCCCCGAGGACGCCGUCUUCCACUACGUUUUGCUGGAGACGGCGCGAGGCGUGUUCGUCGCCCCAACGUCGGAGGACACGGCCCAUCUGGGAAGCGCCGUCACCCCCCGGCUGAUAACAGCUUUUUCCCGGUGCAGCCUCAUCAUCCGCUCCCUUUUCCAGGAGUCCCUGCGGCGGCAGGAGACGCGGGCCGGGGACGCCGGGCCGGACGCGGUGCGGGAGCACGGGGUGCUGUUCGACCUUGGGCCCGCAGACCGGCGCGAGCGGAGGAAACCGGCCCCCGCGACGUCUUACUGGGUCGUCGGGAGGCUCCUAAGGCACCCCGAACCCCAGGAACUCUACGUCUGCUUUCACGAGUCGGUCCCCGAAAUUGCGGUGGAGCUGGCCUUUAAACUGUCCUUCGGGUUGACGCUGUAGGGGUCCGGCCCGGACCCUCAACCCCGCUCUGGAAACGCUCGAAACCCCGGCCCGUCCGGCGGCGGCUCCGUCCAGAGCCCCGCGGGUCCUCUCUCUCCGUUGUCCGUUCCAAGCGCUCGGUCCGGUGCCCUGCGCGUAGCGAGCGCUCAAUAAAUACUCUUGAAUGAA
This is a messenger RNA of Ornithorhynchus anatinus (platypus), 2596 nucleotides long. It is a transcript of the gene INTU, whose product is annotated as inturned planar cell polarity protein. Gene Ontology annotation, cellular component: cytoplasm; cilium. Bases 32 to 2428 code for a protein of 798 amino acids. Gene Ontology annotation, biological process: cilium assembly; nervous system development; vesicle-mediated transport. NCBI's taxonomy places the organism in Eukaryota, Metazoa, Chordata, Mammalia, Monotremata, Ornithorhynchidae. Gene Ontology annotation, molecular function: protein binding. The transcript has 16 exons. The record is from RefSeq and is a predicted model, not a curated record.